Molecule: messenger RNA, 878 nt
Organism: Osmia bicornis bicornis
Lineage: Eukaryota; Metazoa; Arthropoda; Insecta; Hymenoptera; Megachilidae
Product: peptidoglycan-recognition protein 2-like
Exons: 4
Coding region: 34-711 (225 amino acids)
Biological process (GO): peptidoglycan catabolic process; innate immune response
Molecular function (GO): zinc ion binding; peptidoglycan binding; N-acetylmuramoyl-L-alanine amidase activity
Source: RefSeq, a predicted model, not a curated record
UCUGAGUUAUCUUUUGACUGCAAACGUGCGUUCAUGAUUGUUGAAUGUAUUAUAAAUAACAAUAUUCAAACAAGAGAGUCAUUUGUGCUGUAUGUUCCACAAGUGAUAAUGUGCGUAAAAUCUACUUUAACGUUUAAAAAGAUGUAUAAAACAAUAAUCACAAUAGUUCUUUUUGUUCACCUUUGUAUUGCUGAUGCUGAUAAAAAUUGCCCUAAAAUUAUUAAACGGAGUCAAUGGAGUACUCAGAAUGCAAAGAGCGUAAAUUAUAUAAUUAUUCCCCUUCCUUAUGUGAUCAUUCAUCAUUCAGUUACCCCAGAGUGUAACACCAAAUCACAAUGCAUUUCUAGAGCCGAAAAUAUUCGCUCUUAUCAUAUGGAUGUUCUUGGAUGGGACGACAUCGGAUACUCAUUUUUAAUCGGUGGCGAUGGGAAUAUAUACGAAGGUGCUGGAUGGAAUAGGGAAGGAGCUCAUACUUAUGGGUACAAUAAAAAAUCCCUAGGAAUUGGUUUCAUAGGAUCGUUCGAAAACAAACCAGCAAGCAACCAAAUGGUGGAGGCAGCACAUAAAUUAAUUAUUUGCGGCAAGUCAAAAGGAAUACUUAGAGAAGACGUUCGCGUAAUUGGAGCUAGACAAGUUCAGAGUACAGCGGAUCCUGGAUCUGAACUUUAUGCACAAAUUCAAAAUUGGCCAGAAUGGGCUCCUGAUGCUUAGAUUACUUAUAAUUUUUAAUUACAUAUAUAAUUACAUGCAUGAAAUAUAAAUUUGUUAGCACGUAGUUAGUAGAAUUAAUCAGAUGUAAAUUCGUGUAAAGAUUCGAUACAUUUUAUACUUCCCAUGAACUGUUUGCCGCAAUAAACUUCGAUGAGGAAAAAAUUCAA